This is a messenger RNA of Toxorhynchites rutilus septentrionalis, 5125 nucleotides long. RefSeq names its product serine/threonine-protein kinase 11-interacting protein. The record is from RefSeq and is a predicted model, not a curated record. Gene Ontology annotation, molecular function: protein binding. Bases 558 to 4595 code for a protein of 1345 amino acids. NCBI's taxonomy places the organism in Eukaryota, Metazoa, Arthropoda, Insecta, Diptera, Culicidae. Gene Ontology annotation, cellular component: cytoplasm. The transcript has 14 exons.
GAUAUUCGAGCCAGUCGGCCAGUCAGUGUUUAGGUAGUAUUUCAGAGAAAUAAAUUAUUGUUUGUGUUUCUUAGUUAUUUAUACAGUUAGAUAACUACCAAAACAUCAAAAUAAUUCUGUGGAAGUGAUUCAAACGCUUUGCAAGCAUUCAAUUUUUACUGUUUUGUUUUUCAAGGCAACAAAACAAGGCUAGUGAGAAACGAAUACAAAUGAAAAUACGCCUUGUCUCGAUACACCAGGGAUCAAAUAACAAAAAGACUAAUUAAGUGUCAGACAAAACCAAAACAAGCGUUGAAGAAAAAAUAGUUUGGUCACAAAUUGCACAGUCUUUUUCCUGGUUCCUCCUGGAUCUGUUGAAAAUUGACAGAUUUCUCGAAAUUUGUGAGCUAUGCUAACCGCUUUCAUAUGAACUUGUGCUACAUAUUUCCCAACUAAGCCAGUGACGAACUGGGCCAAGAUCUGAAACAACAACAUCAUUUAUUUCGUCGUAGUUUAAAUAUGAAAAUAUCGGAAAAAUAAACAAACAAGGGAACAACUGCUAUCUAAACUGCUAAACCAUGGAUCCUAAACAAAUAACUGCACUAGCGAAGUUAUUGAGAGAAAGUGGCGAUAAAGUGUUGAAUUAUGAAUACAAACUAUCGCUAUCAGGAUCUUUACUACGGGCAUUGAAUGACUCGUUUAGUUUAAUUAUAGAUAAAAAUGAACUGCUUCCGCCUCAAAGCUUUCAAGUUGUGAAACCCAACAAUGCGAAAUCGGGAGUAUUCCGGGAUAUACAGUUCAUAUACGAUUUCGUGCAGAAAACGGUCAUACUGAGCUUAAACCAAUUUAUCAACGAUGAUCUGUAUGAAUUUGAGGUUGAUAUAACAAAAUUCAGGAAUCUUAGAAAACUAGAGAUUCAAAAGAUACCAAUUAGCCAAAUCGUAGGAAUACAGCAAAUCAGAUCUCAAAUCAAUGAAAUUACGUGUAUCCGGAGUAUAUCACAUGUCAAAGAUAUAGUUACGUCAUGUGGAGGAGACAACAGCAAUGGAUUCACGUGGAAUGAACUUCGAUCAGCCAAUUUUUCAUAUAACAUGUUGGACUACAUUGAUAGCUCCCUUGAAUUCACUCCGUGGCUGGAAAAUCUUAAUUUAAGUCAUAACCAGAUUGUUAGCGUACCAGCAAUCAAGUGGCUUCCUAAUUUGCGCGUCCUAAAUUUGAGUUUCAAUCGCCUCACUCAUAUUCCAUCGUUUCAUCAGGAUGCACUGAAGAAAUUGCAAGUGUUCCAUAUAUCGAAUAAUUUUAUCGAAGACCUGUCCGGAGUAUCACGACUGUUGGGUUUAAGUGAUUUGGAUCUUUCUGGAAAUUGUAUGAUCGAUCAUACAGUGCUGUUACCGGUGAGCACGCUAUCUGCGCUCAGUUGUCUAAAUCUGAAGGAUAAUCCGUUGGCGUGUCACCCAAAACAUCGGCAAGCGACUGCUCGAUAUCUAAACAAAAAUGUGGCCGGCAGAAAAUUUUUGCUUGACGUUGAACCAUUGUCGAAGUACGAGAAGACACUGGUUGGUAACUAUGAUAGCUAUCGUGCUAUUCUAGUUCCACGAAGUCCAGGCAGUGUUACCUCCAGCGCCUUCAGUACCCCAACAAAUAAAAGUGUAAUAAAUACACCAACUGGAAGUCUUACCUCGAGGAGCAGCUUCAAUAUGGAUUUGAGAGAUGCUAUGAGUGCUUCAAUCGUUAGCCAAAGAAGGAUAAAGGUGCGCCGAGCGGUAAUUUCCGAUAAUGAUAUGGGAGAUGCUAACCAGCACCUUGAAUCUAAAGCGGAAUCAGAUACUGUGGCAAAGGGUUUAGAAACCAAUCAAGAUCAUUUAGAAACUAAGAAACAAAUCGAGAGUCUCCGCAAACAAUAUGGCAGCGAAUGGCUGCAAAAUCAGGCCGGGGACAUGGUUAAAAACGUAAUCGGUUAUGACUCCUCGGUCGAGAAAAUCUACGAAAGUGCAAUGCACUACGAAAACGAAAUUCAGAUUAUGAAAAAAAACGACCACUCGCAAGCAUCCGAGAGAGGCACCGUUGAUAGUAUUUUAGUGUGUAAUUCUAAUGAAACUGAACAUAGCAUCAGAACGUCAACACCCGAGGAACGCGAUCGAACCGUUCUGAUGGAACCAUGCGGGUCACCUAUAGCAAGGCAAUUUGAUGGCCGCGCGAAUGAAUCCGAUUUCAAAAGCGUCAAUAAUGAAAGUGAUUCGAAUUACCAAUCAGUUAACGAUACCACCGGCGAAACUACGCGACAUUCGCUAGAUUUGAACAAUAUUUACGGUAACGCAGUGGAACUAGAAACAGAUUCAGACGAUGAUGACAACGCAGUCAGCUACACAGUAAAAAUUAAAGGAAACUCAAUGGAAAUCGACCUUUCCGUUUCGGAAGCAUGGAUUCGUGAAAAAUAUAAUGAGAAAACGAAAACACGAUGGAGUAUCAAAACACUCGAAGCAUGCGAACGCUCAACCUCAACCAACAUAAUUCUCUUGUUUGAUACAAUAAAGAAGGAUAAGAAAAUGCGAACUUAUGAAUCGGACGAACAGAGUUGUCAGAGGUUGGAGAAACAAUUGCGGGAGAUGCUGUCCAAAAGACCGCUAUCAGAAAUGAAUCAAAAGUUGUUUAAAUGUGUAGUUUGUAACGCAAAGUUUUCUAGAGAAAUCGAUACAAACAAGACGUUCGAUGAUCUUCAGUGUCCUGAAUGCAAUGGUGGUUAUUGUAUUGAAAUUAAAGACUCUCCACCGAAGCGUUUUUUGGCAACAAAUGACUCGACAAAAAGUGACAUAAUUGUGCGGACAGACGAAACGAAUGAAUCCGCUCCGGCGAUGGCAGGAGCUUCAGGUCUAGGAGCAACAUUCAAGAAGAGUGACUCGAAAAGUAGCAUCGUACUAUCAGAUGCAUGGAGGUCACCGAUCAUUUAUAAACCGAGAUCUGCUGGCUCGUUGAACGAUUCUUCUUCCUGCUCCCGGAUCUCUCAAACGAGUAGUUCGUGUGAUUCGAACCAAAGCGUUGCUGGCAGCACUAAUUCAGAGCGGGAUAGAGAUCUUGAUUUAUUGGGGAAUGAAAGCGACAUCGAAAUUCUUAGUAAUCCUAGCCAAAGUAGUAUAGAAGUUCUGUCACGUGGGUUUAUCCCUAGCAGAAAACACUCCGAGGAUAAUCAAAGUAUCCAAGUGAAAGAUGAGGAAACAAUGCAUGAUGACAGUGCAACGACGCUUAUCAGCCAAGAAACGUCCACCCAUGAUCUUAUGACAAACCCAACGAAUAGCGAUAUUCCCAAGAUAGAAUGCCCGAGCAACACGGUGAAUACAGACGUUACGCUCAACACAACCAAAUCGGUACUCUCUCAGAAGAAAUCUUUCCUAACAGGAGUUAACCUCACAGAAAGUAGUUCUUCCGGUUCCGUUACGGAUAGCGUGUGCACAGCGUAUGAAUCAAUCAAAGAGCAAAAACAGGGAACUUCAUCGGGCUCGAAAUCAGAUGGCGACAUAUCGAAAAAAGAUGCACAAGCGGAAAAAUCUGUCGCUAAACUGGAAUCCUCGAUGAUCGGCACCAUGCUUGGCGGCAUCAUUCAAUCCACCAACAUGUUAAUGUCGCGAACUCCAAAAUUGAAUAAGGCGGAUUCUUCGUUGAAGUUAACAUUCGAGCCCAUGCGAUACUCUUACACAGAUUUUGCCAACGUAGAUCAUCGCUUGAAGCUGUAUCUGUACCAGAAUCUGUUCGAAGAUGCGAACGAAUCGUUGAAGUGGCUGGUGUCGUGUGUCAUUUUCAAUGAAAAUCAGCUGGACGAAUGGCCCACUGGUUUCGAUGGAUUAUUCAUCAUGUCCACGACUAAGUUCUAUGUGAUGAAAAAAGUCGCUGCAGAGAAUGAUGAUCCAUCUACAUGGCUGAAGAAACAUAUUUCUGGAACAAUAGAUAGAGUCGGGAUCGCACAAGUUCUACCAUGGAAGAUUGGGAUGAAGUUUUACAUCAGUGCCAUUGGUGGAAUUCAUAUAAUUUUACAAGAUAUUCUGAGGACUGACUGUCUGAUAUUAUUUUUCGCUGAUAAUCCACUCCCGGAAUACUGCACAUUUGACUCUCAAUCGUCGGAGAUAUUGAUGGGAAAGCUCAAUAAGGCAACAAAAGGAGACAUCGUUAAAAUUCUAACGAUGGUAAACUUUUGCGACGUCCUAUCCGAUGAUGUGCUGCAGAGCAUGCAGAUGUCUACCUUGUUAUUGACCGACAAUCAUCUGUAUCUGGCUACUGACAUAAAGUGGCUCAACGAAAACAGCAAAUACCAAAUCGAACCCAAAUAUACGCAGCUAAUGUCGAACUUAGUUGAACUAGAAGACAUUAACGACCUUUCUUGCCGGCUCAAUUUCAUGGAUGAACAAGAAGAUAAAUAUGAAACGUGGCGAAUAGAUUUUGCCACCGGUUCCGCAAAAGAAAGCACAGUAUCAACGAUAUGUAACUUGUGGGAGAAAAUCUUUGGAGUGCCUUUGAUAAGCUGUAAUAACAAUAGUAAAUGCAAUAAUAGUGGUAAUGAUAACAACAACAGUACGGCUAGCGAUCAAGUUGAUGAUAGUAAUAGUGUCAGUAAUAACAAUAACUGAUACAUGUCGUCGUCUUUGGUUUGGUUACUUUAAGUGCGAUUCACAUACAACAUCCACGUCACGUUCACGUUCCGUCCCGUCACGUUGCGUCAAUUAUUCUUCCAAGCAGUUCUUAUGCAAACAUUCACAUACACCGGCAACGGCAACUUCGACUUGCCGUUGCUGGGAUAUGUGAAUGCUCCAAUAAGAAUUUCAUGGUAGAAUAAUUGACGCAACGUGACGUGACGGAACGUGAACGUGACGUGGAUGUUGUAUGUGAAUCGCGCUUUAGUCUUAAUACUGUGAGGCCCCUUCGAUUGAGUGUAAGAUAUGACGUUCAAUGUUGAAGUGAUAUUAGAUCUAAUCGUGUGUAUAAAAGUAUGUUGUCAUAUUCGUUUGUCGUUUAGGUAACAAAUCUAAAACAGUUAUUUUCCUUUUAAUUAUUCACGCAUGCAGUAACAAAACAAUUGCGAUUGUGAUUCAUAGUUAUUCAGAAUUGACAGAAUAAAUUCUACCGUGUGAUGAUAAAUAAAAUAUAAUAUACAAACAAA